GUUGUUAUGGAGUACCUCCCUGGAGGUUCCUUAACAGAUGUCGUCACAGAAACUUGUAUGGAUGAGGGUCAGAUUGCAGCUGUCUGUAGGGAGGUUCUACAAGCUUUGGAGUUCCUGCACGUUAAUCAGGUCAUACAUCGAGACAUUAAAUCAGAUAAUAUUCUAUUAGGCAUGGAUGGAAGUGUCAAGCUCACUGACUUUGGUUUUUGUGCACAAAUAUCACCGGAGCAAAACAAAAGGACAACUAUGGUUGGGACACCAUACUGGAUGGCCCCUGAGGUGGUGACGCGAAAACAGUACGGACCAAAAGUUGAUAUAUGGUCGCUUGGAAUUAUGGCUAUUGAAAUGAUUGAAGGAGAACCACCAUACUUGAAUGAAAAUCCUCUGAGAGCUCUGUACCUGAUAGCCACGAAUGGUAAGCCCGAAAUCAAGGAACGGGAAAAGUUGUCUCAUGUAUUUCAGGAUUUCCUUGACCAAUGCCUAGAAGUUGAAGUUGAAAAGAGAUCGACUGCUAAUCACCUUCUAAAGCAUCCAUUUUUAAAGCUAGCAAGACCUCUCUCAAGCCUCCACCCUCUCAUUGUGGCAGCCAAAGAAGCCGCCAAGAGCCAUUAGUGACGAUUCUCAACUAGCAGUGUUAUUGUGAUGCAGUCCUCCUAGUGCCCAUUGAUACCCUGUUUGCAUAGUUAUUUGCUGGCAGCUAGAAGAAAGCAAUCGAGCGUCUUGUUGCAGGCCGUGGAUAUAUUUGUUAUACUCUUCAAAUACUGGCUGUGAGCAAGAGCAACCCCCAUGCUACACCAGCCCAGUAUCUUGUUAGCGAUGCAGUGAACCUUUCCGUGCUAGGUGUAUUCACUUCUUAUUCAGUAAGAAUUUCCAUUUCGCAGUGUGCAUGGAUAAGAAUUGUGCUCAGUCUUGUCGCAGUUAAUGACGUGAAAGCUUCUUCUCCCAGAUGACCGAUAUGAAUUGCAUGGUGAGGAAAGGCAAGGGUGGGAUUGUUUGAAGAAGCGUGGUAUGGAGUGAAGUAAUUAGAAACUAUCAUUAUUGUUAUUAUUAUUAUUACAUCCAUUAUUUUAUUAUUCAUUUGAUGAUUUUUAGUUAUACAAACAAUAAAAUUCCAAUGAAAUUACUACUCAUAUUAUCUUUGUUCAUAGGAAUGAUUAGGAAGGUAGUAGAUAUAGUAGCAGUGAUAUUGCCAAAUGGAAACUGUAGGGUGUUUAUACCAGACGGUACUGUAUACUCAUAUGAUUCAUUCAAUUCCAUUAAAGAAACAUCUAUGACAGUUAUAGGUUUUGUAUUUUUAUUGUUUAUUUUAUUUAUUUAUUUAUUUAUUAUUAUUUUAUCCAGAGUAAAAAAGGCAGAAAGGAAGAGAGAUUGCAAGAGUGAAUGAGUGAGCAAGAAAGAGGUUUUGAAAUAUUUCAUAAGUUACCCUCUUCUUUCACCAUAUCCCAGAUAGUGUAAAAUCAGGCAUUCAGCAGGUUUAGCCGGAACCCCUUGCAGCACUUUGACAGGUAGCUGCUUUUUCUUUUUCAUCUUCUUUCUCACCCGUUCUCAUAUUUUUAGAUACUAUAGCAGGAGGACAGUACAGUGGUAAUAUAUAUUUAUGUAUGGAUGUUUACAUAUGCAUAUACUUACACUUAGACAUACACACACACAUAUGUACACAUGUAUACACAUACACAUAUUAUUUACAUCUACAUAUACAUAUACCUACAUAUAUAUGUAUAUAAGUAUAUACAUUGUGUAUACAUGCAUAGAUGCAUACAUACAUACAUGCAUACACACAAAUACAUGUAUACAUAUACAUACAGAUUCUUUUCUUUUAUGGUAGUGCCAUUAUCUAUGAAAACCAUGCAAUAUGACGUUACUGUUUCUUACCUGCAUUGUCAAACUGUUUGUCUUGAUACUCAUGAUCUUGAAGUCAAUGCCUAGAAGAAUGCACAUGGAUAAGAAAGAUGAUUGCCUAUUAUUGGUAGAAUAAGAAAUAGUAGAUUGUAUACUAUUGGCCACUUAAGGAUGCAGUUCCUAGAAGUGUAAUGAACGAUGACAUAUCGAAACUAAACUAGUUAAGUUAGAUCUGAAAUGAUAUGUGUGAAUCUCUGCAGUGAAAUACACAUAGUGUGUUGAAUUCUAAUGCAUCAGGGAUGCCAGGAUGACAAUGAUGAGCAGUUCAGCCUGAUAGUUGUAGAGUGAGAUGUUAUUGGUUCAUCUUGCAUCACUAUAGAAUUAUUAAGCAGUGUAACAGUGUCAUUUUGGUCUGCAAAUGUAUUCUUGUUAUCCUUUUAUGUGUUCAUAUAACUUCAUGUUCUCAUCAAAUUAUUGAAAAAAUAAAAAAGACUGUAAUAUACUACAAAUGGAGCUUAAAAAGUUAGAUGCAUCAAGCCUCACCGUGUCUGCAUAUUAAGACAUCUUUAACUUGGCUGUAUCAGUCAGGUAACCAGUUGUAGAUUGAUUAUGUCUCAAGUAUGCAUCCACAGGAACCUGCAUCUACAAAUUUAGUAGAGAUAGAUAUUUCACCUGUGCCUCACUUUCAAAGUUCACGGUGAUACCAUAUUCAGUACAGUUACAGGUGAAAUCAUUCACAUUUUAUUUAUCUUUUCUUUUACAGACAGAAAAUGUAAUCUCAGUAAGCUGAUCUGUUGAAGGAGUCAUUUACGUUUAAGGAUUCAGUAAUGAUAUUAUGUAUUCUAUUGAAAGUAUCUCUAAGCAAAGAGGGUUAUUCUUUUCUUUUUGCUUAAUAAACAAGGAAUCUCUAAUGCGUUAUAGGAGUAGUCAUUAUUUUAUUUAUAUGCAAAAAGUUUUAAAGAAUCUCCACAUAGGGUGAACCAGGAUUUUUCUUUUCCUCUUCCUCUUUUCCUUUUCCUUUUCCAUAAAAUUUUUCUUACUCGUAGUAUAUGCUCAGAAAUUGAAACCAUUAGGUAGAAAAUUUUAUAUUUGAGAGUUUAUUUAUUAUAAAUUAUGUGGGCGUAUGCAAUAGAAACGCAAAGUGUGAAGGGUGAAAGUGGGUGCCUUGUUCAGUUUCAUGACUGCCUAACAGGUGUUUUCAUGCCCCUUCUUUCCUAAGGAUGUAGCAGUGUAUCAACUCGUGUUUCCAUCAUUAAAAUAACGUGCAACUGGUACUACCUAUCUUAAGGAAUGCAAUCUUGUCCUGUGGUCCUGUUCAGUUUGUUAUACACACGUGAAAGGUGCCAUAUAAAAACGGCUGCUGCCUUCGUAGGAUUGGAGAAUGUGUUACUUGACAGAACAAGAAGGAAAGUAUUUUGACUCUUGAAAAUUAUUGCUUUUGUAUUACUCACUUUGCUAGAAUGUAAUUGAUUAAAAGCGUGUGUACUUGGUUCACAUCACUUGACGUUUUGUUUGCUUUACUCUCUACGUUGAUUAUGCAUUCAUUCCAAAAUGAAUCAGCUGAUUCUUUUCUCUGUUGAUUGUGAAUGAGGAUGUGAAGGCAUUUACUUGUACUUAGUCGCGUUAUUUACAGAAAUAAAAUGGGUUUGUUUUAGGUAAUCAUGCAUAUUUGGGAGUGAUGUGAAAAAUAUGCAUUAUGUUAUUUAUAUACCUGCAACUUGAAGCUCUUAGUGGAUAGUUGAGAGACUUGGAUGUUGAUGUGUUUUUAAGUCUUUGAGGCUCAAGUUGAGCUUGGCUGAUUCUUUACAUUGCUGUUUGUGUUUUGCUUGAUGAGUGCCUAAACGAGUUCCAAAGUUCAAUUAAAUUUCUACAUUUCAGUGCUUUUAUUGAAACUAAUGUAAGUGAAUAAAGCUUUGACUUUUCAUCUUUACCUUCAGAGAUCAUGCCAGUGGCUUACAUACAUAAUGCAAAUGUAAGCAAGGUACUGCUUGAAGUACUUCUUUUUUUCUUUCUUCUUUUUUCUUUUUUUUUUCUUUUUUUAGGGUAGCAAUAAAAAGUUGGAUCCUAAACCAGUGCCUCAGUAACCAGUUGAAUGAUAAUAACAUCUGUUGUUAAAUAUACAUCUGCUGGAAGGAAGAAAACUAUGAGAAUGCCUGCCGUGGCAAGCAUCAAGACGACCAACAGUAGGAAACGGAUUUUUAGUAAUGAAGAGGUACACUCAGUUUUUUAUUGCAUCACUGGAGUGACCGAGUACAAAAUCUACCAUUCCUACCACCCGAUGACAAUAUGAUGGACAAGUUUUGCUAUGAGUUUUUUGUGGACUUUCCGCUCGCAAGUGAUGUGUAAAGAAUGUAGGUGUACAAAAACACAAGCACUGCUUUUCAUUGCCGGCAGGUCUGUCAUCUUAUGAACUGCAGGUAUAUUAGAAAAGCAGUGUUGUAUGUUUUCUGACAAACCUUUUGUAUAAAUAUGUUUAUUUUAUACAGAACCUAACUAGAAGUCUUGAAAAAUGUGUUGCAAAUGUAUUUAUUGUGUAGGUUAUGUGUUUCAUAUACAGUAUAUAUAGCUGAAGACUUGGUUCUAUAAAGUUAAUUAACAUGCCUAAAGAAAGGUGGGGCUGUACCUGCUGCCUUCAUUCUAGAAAACUGCAUGACAAUUUUAGAUUGUAAAUGAUACAUGUGAGAGACCAGUUUUUCUUUUUUCUUUGUUUUUAUUUACUUAUUUAUUUUUUUGUUUCAUAUAUACUCCUAUCAGCAGAAAUUAUUGGAGUGACAGAUUCCCCAUUAGCUUACAAGUGUCUGUAAAAGUGGCAGUUGGAGAAAAGCUGAAUCAGGUUACUGCAAAUUCUCAUUUCACCAAUUACCAGGUGGAGUUGUGUUUUGUUGUUAUUGUUUAUUUAUUUUUUUAUUAUCAUCAUUUCACUUUUUUAAAUUGUUAUUUAUUAUUUUUUGUGGGUGUGUGUUUUUCUGUCUUUCUCUUUUUGAGGGUAUCUUCUGGGCAACUGAAAUUGUUCAAUAAUUGCUGACCAACCUUAUCUGUCUUUAUUCCUACCAGCUUGUCUCGGGUAAAAAAGGAUUACGCACAUUGCGAUUCUCAAGAAGUGAGUGACGUCAUCUUGUACCAGUGCCAUGCUUAAAGAUCAAAACUAUAAAGGAUAUUCUAAUUUAGUGGGGAGGAAGGGACUGUGCACAUCAGUUAUGAAAUAAUACAGGUAUAUAAGCUUCCAGUUUUUAUUAUCCUAUAAACAGCAUAUAUACACAGUUUUUGGGAGAAAGAAAAUGAAAAAAAAGUGUUUGCUCUCAUAACAUGUUACAAGGAAUUCUAAGUCUGUAAGGCACUUAUACAUAUUUCUAUGCAAUUCUAAAUGUUGUGGGUCAUGUAAAGGCGAGUGCAAAUGCUCCAUAGUAAUGGUAUUAAAGCAGGAGUGCGCUCACAAUACAUACAGGUUUAUUUAGUAAUGGUCAGAUGAUAUGUUGAGGAUAUGUAAAUCAUGGUAUUGUAAAUAGUUUUAUUUUGUAGAUUGUGAAUUUACAUGAUAACAAUUAGUUGUAUAGGUCAGGUGACUUGUUGUUUGAGAACUUGUAAAUAAUACUGUAGUAGGAUUGAUUAUUAGUUAUCCUAGACAGUCUGUACCUUGUCAACCAUAAGCCAAAGUGGAAAGUCUCCAACCAUUUAAUACCUCUUUAUACUGUCAUUACUUAAUUAUUGUUUUUUCUUCAGCAAAUGAUAAUUUAAACCUUCAAUUGAUAUGAUUCAAGAACAGGAAAAAGUCUUUGAUACCAAUUAUUACUGACGUUCUAAACCCUUGCAGAGCAUUUUGUACCAUGAAGUUUAGUAAAAGGUUCAUUCCAAGACACAGUGUCCUUGUGUCAUAAGACCCUCCUCCCCCAUCCAGCCCCAGAUGAAAGUAUGUACCUUUAAUUAGAUAAUUCAUGUUGUAAACACAUCUUAAUUGAGUUAAUGUGGAUAUUUGAUCCUUAAAACCGACACCUUUGUGUUACAUGCUAAAGCAAAAAUAUAAGGUCUAAGUUAGAGAAUGUAAUUUCCUCUUUCAGGACAUACGGGAAUUAUACACUGAUAAAAUAAUGUUGCUGAUGUGGAAAAUGUAGUUCAGUUUGCUGUGAGUCUUAGUGUAUUCUGAGAUAAGGAAGCAGGAUGCAAGUUUUAAUUUAAAAAAGAGAGAAAUGUAUAAUUGAUCACUUUACCCAGUGGCAAGCCUCCAUUCCGGCUGCUGGCUACAUGAGGUACUCCAUACUGUCAAUACCAAAUAUGACGAAUCGUCAUUUUAUAUAAACAUAAUUGUCAAGUAAAUGAAUAAAAGUAAGGAUUUUGA
Molecule: messenger RNA, 6172 nt
Organism: Penaeus monodon (black tiger shrimp)
Lineage: Eukaryota; Metazoa; Arthropoda; Malacostraca; Decapoda; Penaeidae
Product: serine/threonine-protein kinase PAK 1-like
Biological process (GO): regulation of axonogenesis; protein phosphorylation; intracellular signal transduction
Cellular component (GO): cytoplasm
Molecular function (GO): ATP binding; protein serine/threonine kinase activity
Source: RefSeq, a predicted model, not a curated record